UGAAGCUCGGGGGGGCAUACAGUGGAGCGCAGACCCCCUUUAGGGUUACCCGCGGAAUGGGGGGCGUGGUGGGCGGGGGUGCCCGGCCUGCUGGGGGGUCUGUGCCCCGCAUUCUUCCCGCCCCGACGCCCCUCUCCUUUCUCCCGGCAGAGCACCAGCAUGCUCGUUACAACCCGCUGCGGGAUGACUGGGUGCUGGUGUCGGCCCACCGGGUGAAGCGCCCCUGGCAGGGGCAGCUGGAGAAGCCGCCCCACGAGGAUGUGCCCCGCUGGGACCCCAACAACCCCCUCUGCCCCGGGGCCACCCGGGCCAACGGCGAGGUGAACCCCCAGUACGAGGGCACCUUUGUCUUCCCAAAUGACUUCCCUGCGCUGCAGCCUGAUGCUCCGGAGCCUGGUGACAGUGAUCACCCUUUGUUUCGAGCUGCAGCAGCCCGGGGUGUGUGCAAGGUGAUGUGCUUCCACCCCUGGUCGGACUUGACGCUGCCCCUCAUGUCCCUGGUAGAGAUCCGGGCUGUCAUCGACAAAUGGGCAGAGCUGGCGGCUGAGCUGGGUGCCUCCUACCCCUGGGUGCAGAUCUUCGAGAACAAGGGAGCGAUGAUGGGCUGCUCCAACCCGCACCCCCACUGCCAGGUGUGGGCCAGCAGCUUCCUCCCAAAUGAGGCGUGCCUGGAGGAUCGGACCCAGCGGCAGCACCUGAGCCAGCACGGUGUCCCCAUGCUGCUGGAGUACGCCGAGCAGGAGGCUCGCCGAAAGGAGCGGCUGGUGGUGGAGAAUGUGGACUGGCUGGUCGUGGUGCCAUACUGGGCUACCUGGCCCUACCAGACUCUGCUGCUACCUCGCCGCCAUGUCUGCCGCCUCCAGGACCUCUGGGAGGGCGAGAGGGACAGCCUGGCUUCCAUCAUGCAGAGGCUGCUCAUCAAGUACGACAACCUCUUUGAAGUUUCCUUCCCAUACUCCAUGGGCUGGCACGGUGCCCCCACGGGUUCCUUCCUGGAGGAGGACUGCAGGCACUGGCAACUCCAUGCCCACUACUACCCACCACUGCUCCGCUCCGCAACCAUCCGCAAGUUCAUGGUGGGCUACGAGAUGCUGGCACAGGCACAGCGGGACCUCACCCCUGAGCAGGCAGCUGAGCGCCUGAGGAGCCUCCCCGAGGUGCACUACAAGCAGAGGGCCAAGGAGAUGUUGUGAUGGGGAGCAGCAGAGCCAGCCUUCAGCUGUGCUUGGUGGUGCUGUUCCUUCCGUCUCCUUCCCUGUCCCAGGCUGUGUCUUAUGCCUCCGCAUCAUGUUCCUACCACCACUAAAGGGCUUACCCUCCUUUCAAGUCCAGUCUUACUGGUGAAACUGGAAGUACUGCCUGCCCAGUGGAGGGCCACAGUGCCUCUGACCAAUAAAACCUGGAAGCAAAGUGCC
Molecule: messenger RNA, 1415 nt
Organism: Falco peregrinus (peregrine falcon)
Lineage: Eukaryota; Metazoa; Chordata; Aves; Falconiformes; Falconidae
Gene: GALT
Product: galactose-1-phosphate uridylyltransferase
Exons: 11
Coding region: 57-1193 (378 amino acids)
Biological process (GO): beta-D-galactose catabolic process via UDP-galactose, Leloir pathway
Cellular component (GO): cytoplasm
Molecular function (GO): zinc ion binding; UDP-glucose:hexose-1-phosphate uridylyltransferase activity
Source: RefSeq, a predicted model, not a curated record